Messenger RNA from Nannochloropsis gaditana CCMP526, 711 nucleotides. RefSeq lists its product as uncharacterized. The annotation marks the transcript as partial. The transcript has a single exon. Gene Ontology annotation, molecular function: magnesium ion binding; ribose phosphate diphosphokinase activity. Gene Ontology annotation, cellular component: ribose phosphate diphosphokinase complex; cytoplasm. Gene Ontology annotation, biological process: purine nucleotide biosynthetic process; 5-phosphoribose 1-diphosphate biosynthetic process. The record is from RefSeq and is a predicted model, not a curated record.
AUUCUAUCGCUAGUCUACAAACCACCAUUCCUAUCCUAUUCGAUGAAAUUCGACAGGAAAAAAUUGAUUGUGUUGCCUUUCCAGAUGACGGAGCUGCAAAACGUUUUGCUCACAUGUUUGCUCCAUUAACCCUUGAACUGGUUACAUGUGGAAAGACUCGAGACGGUGAUAAGCGCGCCAUCACGGUUCAAGAUGGGAACCCGAAAAAUAAAAGGGUGUUAAUUGUGGAUGACCUCGUACAAACGGGGGGGACUCUUUACGAGUGUGGUGUAGCAUUGAAAGCCCUAGGUGCUGCUUCUGUGUCAGCUUUCGUGGCCCACUCUGUUUUCCCAAAUGAGUCCUGGAAGCGCUUUUCGCGUGGUGGGGACCGCAGCGUAUUUGAAAAAUUUUGGACUACCAACUCGAUACCAACUGUAACAAACAACCUUCCAAAGGAGGAUGUGUUUGUUGUUUUAGAUCUGUUGGAGAAAAUUGUUUAUGACCUAGAUUUUCGGUAAAAAAAUUAAAAAGGUGUUAAUAGACCUUUACUAGUCGUUCAUUUCAUGGAAAAUCUUCCGAAGUCUGAGAAGGAAACGUACUCGGGCAAAACAAAAUGAAAGAGAAUGAAAGUGUAACUAUGCACUAAUGCAAGAAAGGAAUUGUCAUAUAGGGUCUUCAUAGCGGGCAUAAAUUGACGGUCCCUUGAAAAUGUUUCAGAUAGGGUUAUCUUCA